GAAACUGUACGACAAGAACUUGCUUUUGGUGAUGGUGAUUUGAAGAAAUCGGUGAAAUUCACAGCAAAGAGAAAAGACAAUGAGGAAGUUGUUUUGUUGAAUGGUGCUAGCGAUAUAUCAUUGGCAGUAACGAGGGACAAGAUAGCUGCGUCUGUAGUGGCAAGCAACUAUCCGAUGUAUGUUGUUGCUGAUUUCGCUAACAAUGCCGCUGUGCCAAUUGUUGUCAACUGGCUUGAGAAUGGUGUCAAAAAGUCGAAAGAGGUAGCUGUUGAAGAAACUGUACGACAAGAACUUGCUUUUGAAGAUGGUGAUUUGAAGAAAACGGUGAAAUUCACAGCAAAGAGAAAAGACAAUGAUGAAGUUGUUUUGUUGAAUGGUGCUAGCGAUGUAUCAUUGGCAGUAACGAGGGACAAGAUAGCUGCGUCUGUAGUGGCAAGCAACUAUCCGAUGUAUGUUGUUGCUGAUUUCGUUAACAAUGCUGCUGUGCCAAUUGUUGUCGACUGGAUUGAGAAUGGUGUCGCAAAGUCGAAAGAGGUAGCUUUUGGAGAAACUGUACGACAAGAACUUGCUUUUGGAGAUGGUGAUUUGAAGAAAUCGGUGAAAUUCACAGCAAAGAGAAAAGACAAUGAUGAAGUUGUUUUGUUGAAUGGUGCUAGCGAUGUAUCAUUGGCAGUAACGAGGGACAAGAUAGCUGAGUCUGUAGUGGCAAGCAACUAUCCGAUGUAUGUUGUCGCUGAUUUCACAAACAAUGCCGCUGUGCCUAUUGUUGUCAACUGGCUUGAAAAUGGUGUGAAGAAGUCGAAAGAGGUAGCUGUUGGAGAAACUGUACGACAAGAACUUGCUUUUGGUGAUGGUGAUUUGAAGAAGACGGUGAAAUUCACAGCAAAGAGAAAAGACAAUGAUGAAGUUGUUUUGUUGAAUGGUGCUAGCGAUGUAUCAUUGGCAGUAACGAGGGACAAGAUAGCUGCGUCUGUAUUGGCAAGCAACUAUCCGAUGUAUGUUGUUGCUGAUUUCGUUAACAAUGCCGCUGUACCAAUUGUUGUCAACUGGCUUGAGAAUGGUAUCACAAAGUCGAAAGAGGUAGCUGUUGGAGAAAUUGUACGACAAGAACUUUCUUUUGAAGAUGGUGAUUUGAAGAAAACGGUGAAAUUCACAGCAAAGAGAAAAGACAAUGAUGAAGUUGUUUUGUUGAAUGGUGCUAGCGAUGUAUCAUUGGCAGUAACGAGGGACAAGAUAGCUGCGUCUGUAGUGGCAAGCAACUAUCCGAUGUAUGUUGUUGCUGAUUUCGUUAACAAUGCUGCUGUGCCAAUUGUUGUCGACUGGAUUGAGAAUGGUGUCGCAAAGUCGAAAGAGGUAGCUGUUGGAGAAACUGUACGACAAGAACUUUCUUUUGGUGAUGGUGAUUUGAAGAGAACGGUGAAAUUCACAGCAAAGAGAAAAGACAAUAAUGAAGUUGUUUUGUUGAAUGGUGCUAGCGAUGUAUCAUUGGCAGUAACGAGGGACAAGAUAGCUGCGUCUGUAGUGGCAAGCAACUAUCCGAUGUAUGUUGUUGCUGAUUUCGUUAACAAUGCCGCUGUACCAAUUGUUGUCAACUGGCUUGAGAAUGGUAUCACAAAGUCGAAAGAGGUAGCUGUUGGAGAAACUGUACGACAAGAACUUUCUUUUGGUGAUGGUGAUUUGAAGAGAACGGUGAAAUUCACAGCAAAGAGAAAAGACAAUAAUGAAGUUGUUUUGUUGAAUGGUGGUAGCGAUGUAUCAUUGGCAGUAACUAGGGACAAGAUAGCUGCGUCUGUAGUGGCAAGCAACUAUCCGAUGUAUGUUGUCGCUGAUUUCACAAACAAUGCCGCUGUGCCUAUUGUUGUCAACUGGCUUGAGAAUGGUGUCACAAAGUCGAAAGAGGUAGCUGUUGGAGAAACUGUACGACAAGAACUUGCUUUUGGAGAUGGUGAUUUGAGGAAAUCGGUGAAAUUCACAGCAAAGAGAAAAGACAAUGAUGAAGUUGUUUUGUUGAAUGGUGCUAGCGAUGUAUCAUUGGCAGUAACGAGGGACAAGAUAGCUGCGUCUGUAGUGGCAAGCAACUAUCCGAUGUAUGUUGUUGCUGAUUUCGUUAACAAUGCCGCUGUGCCAAUUGUUGUCAACUGGCUUGAGAAUGGUGUCACAAAGUCGAAAGAGGUAGCUGUUGGAGAAACUGUACGACAAGAACUUGCUUUUGGUGAUGGUGAUUUGAAGAAGACGGUGAAAUUCACAGCAAAGAGAAAAGACAAUGAUGAAGUUGUUUUGUUGAAUGGUUCUAGCGAUGUAUCAUUGGCAGUAACGAGGGACAAGAUAGCUGCGUCUGUAGUGGCAAGCAACUAUCCGAUGUAUGUUGUUGCUGAUUUCGUUAACAAUGCCGCUGUACCAAUUGUUGUCAACUGGCUUGAGAAUGGUGUCGCAAAGUCGAAAGAGGUAGCUGUUGGAGAAACUGUACGACAAGAACUUGCUUUUGGAGAUGGUGAUUUGAAGAAAUCGGUGAAAUUCACAGCAAAGAGAAAAGACAAUGAUGAAGUUGUUUUGUUGAAUGGUGCUAGCGAUGUAUCAUUGGCAGUAACGAGGGACAAGAUAGCUGCGUCUGUAGUGGCAAGCAACUAUCCGAUGUAUGUUGUUGCUGAUUUCGUUAACAAUGCCGCUGUACCAAUUGUUGUCAACUGGCUUGAGAAUGGUGUGAAGAAGUCGAAAGAGGUAGCUGUUGGAGAAACUGUACGACAAGAACUUGCUUUUGGUGAUGGUGAUUUGAAGAAAUCGGUAAAAUUCACAGCAAAGAGAAAAGACAAUGAUGAAGUUGUUUUGUUGAAUGGUGCUAGCGAUGUAUCAUUGGCAGUAACGAGGGACAAGAUAGCUGCGUUUGUAGUGGCAGGCAAAUAUAGGAUGUAUGUUGUUGCUGAUUUCGUUAACAAUGCUGCUGUGCCAAUUGUUGUCAAUUGGCUUGAGAAUGGUGUCACAAAGUCGAAGGAUAUAGCUGUUGGAGAAACUGUACGACAAGAACUUGCUUUUGAAGAUAGUGAUUUGAAGAAAACUGUGAAAUUCACAGCAAAGAGAAAAGACAAUGAUGAAGUUGUUUUGUUGAAUGGUGCUAGCGAUGUAUCAUUGGCAGUAACGAGGGACAAGAAAGCUGCGUCUGUAGUGGCAAGCAACUAUCCGAUGUACGUUGUUGCUGAUUUCGUUAACAAUGCCGCUGUGCCAAUUGUUGUCAACUGGCUUGAGAACAGUGUCGAAAAGCAGUUGAAGUUAGAUUCUGGACAGCAGUCUUUAGUUGAAGCUGUUUCUAUCGAUGGGAUAGCGCAGAAAACAUUGAAGUUUUUUGUUAAGCCUUUCGCUUUUGGUGAUGUAGUUUUUUUAAACGGUUCAAGUGACAUUAUUCUUCCUUAUGAGCGGUUAGGAAAUAAAGUUUUGGUAGAAGUGACAAAUCUCCCGCUUUUUAUAGUUGCCGAUUUUGCCAACAAUGCAGAUGAUGAAGUUGGGAUCCUUUGGGCUGAAAAUGGUGUGGCUAAGAGGUUGAUUGUUCCUGGAAAGAGCUCUUCUCAUUUAGAAAUCGUUUUUGAUAGUUUUGUUGCCAGCUCUCCUGUGCAGUUUACUGGUAUCAGUAUGCGAUCGGAAGAACCGGUAUAUCUGAAUGGUAUUUCGUCCGUCACCCUGAGUCCGGCUUUCUCAAAGUCUUUAAAGGAAGUUAUUAUCACUAACAUUCCCAAGACUUUGAACUUGAAAAUAGUAAACAAUGCCUCUGGUCCAGUUAUGUUUUUAUGGGCUUUUGAGGGCACACCUGUGGCGGUCAAACUGAAUCGAAAUGGAGUCGAACAAAGAAGUUUAGUAUUUGACGGGUCUGAAUCGCAAAACUCUAUCGAAAUUGCUGCAAAAAGAGCCGAUUUUGACUUUUAUGUAGAUGUUAAUCGUCAAGAAAAACUCGUGUUGACUCCAAAGAAAGAAGGUAACAACGUCACUGUCAUUGCCACUGACCGUUAUAUAAUUUUGCCAUGGUUUUCUAAGCCGUUGCAAGGAUCUGAAACCCUAAAAUAUUUGAUUGUUGAGCUAUUCACUAAGGUUAAUGGACCAUUCCGUCUCUUAUUAUCUCAUGCUGGACAAGAUAAGACCGUUAACAUUGGAAUUGGUGAUCAGAAAAAACUUGCUUAUAUUUUUCAAGGGCCUGAUUCAGAUAAACCAGUUUUUUUCACUGGCGAGAGAACUGAAUUGGACUUUCCAGUUAAACUGAACUAUAAAGACAUAAUUCAAUUGACACCCACAGAACUGAAAACCGUUAACGAAGUCAUUGUUUCUGAUGAACGGUUGAUAUACGCAUGGUCACUUGAUGCUCCAGCUCCAUUGGCAUCAGAUGAAGCCUACAGAGAUCCUGUUUUCAAAUACAUUAUGAUUGACGUCGUCAAUGAGGCUUCAGGUCCAGUGGCAGUUCUCGUGCAAGAAGGUGCCUUUAAAAAGACAGUUGAUGUAACCAAAGGUAAAUCUACACAGCUAACAUUCGUGUUAAAAAAUGCCGGCUCAGCAGGUGCUUUGAAGCUUACUGGAAAAAGAACAGACGCUGAUUCUCUUGUUUCGUUAAAUGGUAGGUUGGAAUGGGUAUAUAUACCUCGAAAAGAGAAGGUAAUUGAGCGCCUUGUUGUUAGGGAUCCAGAGAGGUAUAUAACAAUUGAUUUCGUCAACAACGCAAAUGGUCCGAUUUCUGUAAGAUUUCAGUUUAAAGGGAAAGCAACCUCAUUUCAAAUGGGAUACAGAGAGUCUCGAAUAGAGCAGCUUACUUUCAGUAGCAAUGAUGACACAAAGGAGGUUGUCUUUAAAGCAACUAGAAGCGAUAUAGGAACACCUGUGCAGCUGAAUAAGCUUGAGAGUGUUUCAUUCACACCCGAAGCACGUAGGCAUUCAAAAAGAGUAGAUGCAACAGACGCGCAAAGGUUCUUCGUUGUCGAGCUGGUAAAUAAUGCAAAUGGGCCAGUGAUCUUUUCAUGGAUGCAAGAUGAGAAGGAAGUCUCUUACAAAGUAGCUGUUGGUAAAACGCGCCAGGAGACUGCUGUUGUUUCACUGUUGCCAGUGAAUGAUCGUCUUCAGGUCAAAGGGAAGAGGGAAGACAUUGGUUCUUUUGUGACUGUAAAUGAUGCUAUGUAUUUCGAGGCUAUCCCGUCAUAUGAGAAAACGGUCAACAGAAUCAUUGCUAGAGAUGCGGCUUCUGGCCUAAAACUCGGUUUCCUUGAUGUUACAUUUAGAAAUGACGCUCCAGGCCCUAUUGAAAUAUCUUGGAAUGAGGGAGGCGUUGCGAAAACAGCAAAAAUUGGAAGGAGGCAAGCUUUUCGACGGCCGUUUUACAAAGAAGGAGACCAAGCAAAAGUUCCUAUAACGUUUUUGUCAAAAUUUAUUGAUCUUCCUGGCCUUGUUUUUCUCAAUAAUUUGGCGUCUGUAUCAUUAACUCCAUCCCAGGACAGUUCUAAAAAAAGCUAUAUUGUGGCAACGUCACCUCAUAUCGAUCUAUUUUUCACCAAUAGAGCCUCCGAUAGGGCUACUAUUGGAUGGCGAGAUUUGGAAGGACGCAAAGAAUAUCCUAUUAGACAGGCAGCUACCGCCCAUCAGCUUGUCUUUUUUGAUAAAUUUGGAGGAGCGAUCGAAUUGACUGGCAAUGUCUCCGCGGCUUCUGCAAAGAAUGUUGCGCUAUUGAAUGGAGAAAGUGUUUUGAGGAUUGUCCACAACCCAAACGUUGUUUCGCAAGAUGUGGAGAUUACAGUCGGACCAAGCUAUAAUUACUUUGGUGUGGACGUUAGAAACAAGAUGGAGCGAGAUAUCGUAGUGCUUUGCCGUUAUAAUGGAAAUAUAAUUAUGGUGCCAGUAGGAGCUAAGUCUGCAGCUAAGUCGCUUCUAGAGUUCAAGCAGAAGACUGAAAUUGUGGCAAUUGGCAACGCGGUUGACAAUUUUGCAACUGUUUUCCUGAAUAACGAAAGGGCGAUUACUUACGAGUCAACGAUAACAAGGAAUUAUCACGAUAUUGUGAUAACUAAAGAUAAGGUUUACGAGCUUCAAGUCGUUUUAAUAAAUCAUCUAAAUUUCGACUGCUUAUUGAAAAUGGAUUUUAACAGCAAAAAGAUGGAUAUGGUUGUGUCUAGCCGUGCUAGACUAACAAAAACUUUCCAGUACACCAUUCCUGACACACCAGUAAUAUUUUGGGCGUACAAAAAUCUAGCAGAUCUAACAGUUCUGGUGAAUGGAAGAAAAAGUGUCAUCUACAGUCACACAACGGCAGGAAAAAGAGUGUUUACGGUGGAACUCAACCGAGCAGAAUACUACAUUGGAAUCGAGGGCUAUAAUAACCAGAACGAUGAUGCAAUAAUAACAUGGAAGUCUCUUGGAAAGGAUCAAAGCAUUCGGCUAAGCCCCGGUAAAUCCGAGAAGCGUAUGAUCCCUGUUACAGCGCAAGAUUCUGUGACCCAGGUGUAUUUCUCAGCUUACAGUGUCAUUAGCAACAAGCCGUUACUUAUAAAUGAAAAACUGAGGAUUUCAUUCAGUCCUGCUGCAAGAAAACUUUACCAUUUCGUUAAGAUAGACGCUUACGAUCCAAAUGUAUUAUAUGUUACUGUUGAUGUCCGAAACCGCAUAAGAGAUGUGGCAACGAUCUAUUGGAAGCAGGAUUUCGUCCCCAAGAAGUACUACUGUGCUGCUUUGUCUCGAUGUACUAUUUCAUUCAAGAUGUUUAACCACUCUAAAGCCCCCAUCGACUUUAAAGCAGUUUCAAGGGAAACCGGCCUGAUGCUGCUACUUAAUAAUCAAGUCUCGAUGCCUGUUACGCCGGAGCAUCAUCGGCACAUCGUUCGUAUGACAAUUAAUUACCCUGAACGGGAUACAGAAAAUCGCUAUGUUGUCAUUCAAGCAGCAAGCAUUGACAAGGAAGAGUACACUCUUGAAUACGAGUACAACGAUAAAAAACAUUCACUUCCACUUUCAGCGUUUUCCCAAAAACGCAGAGAGAUUCUCAUGAAGAGGCUUGGAAAGAAAGUCACUACCAUUAAAUUUACAGCUUACUACACCAAAACACGUAAACCUGCGUCAGUUAAUGGGUUAUCCUCGUUUACUCAUCAGGGAACAACUUUCAGAAGUCGAUUACUACUGCUUGUCGGACCACCAGAUAUCGGCCAAACAGCGCUAAUAGCUGCUGAUUGUCCAGUGAAGAAAGUCGACAUUUUGUUUCUCUUGGAUAAUUCUGGCACACUGGAGUACGCAUUUAAGCUUGCCAGAAAGUUUGUUAAGAAAAUCCUGGGCCUAUUCCAACUCGAAUAUGGUGGAACCCGUGCUAGUGUCAUCACAAUCGGCGGGUCAAGGUAUACUAAUUUAGCGAUACGAUUUUCAGACUAUUAUGAAAAUGAUGCAUUCAAUACUGCUAUAGACAACAUAGGCAUCGCUAGCGGAAAAACAAGAAUCGAUUUGGCUCUCAAAAUUGCUGUCAAAGAAGCCUUUUUGGUAAGAAAUGGUGCGCGGCCAAAUGUUCCAAAACUGAUAUUUUUUGUAUCAGAUGGAAGACAAGAACCAAAAGUUAUAAAUGGCAGAUACGUCAAUUUUUUCUCGCUAACACGCCCACUGAGCAGUAUUACACCGAACAUUGUCAGUAUAGCGAUACGUGGAAUACAUCCUGUUGAUAUAGGAGUUCUACAGAUAAUCUCAAAAAACCUGGACAACGUCUAUAGCCCUGGAAAACUUGACAUAAUAUUGUCCGAUAUUUUUGCAAGACAUUCAUUUAACAAAUAUUGCACUGCGAUGCAACCAAGCUUAGGUAUUAAAUGACACUUUUUAUUUAAAUUAAUAACAAUUGUGUAGCAGAAAAGGUUAACAUGCGAGCUAAUUAUUUUAGCAAAGCAACAUAACUGCACUCGUUAAAGUUUGAUGAGUUCCUAGAAGAUCGGCCAUUUUCCAUGUAUGACACUUUCCUGAUCUAUUUUUAAGUAUGACGUUGACGUGAAUCUUCCAUAUGAAUAAAUUUUCUCAAACAUUUGUCAGAAAUAUCGAAAUUCAUCAUUCAUAUUGCAAGUUUUGUAUAGAAAAAUAAGGAGAUGACAUUAUUGAAUACAGUAUCAAACAGCUGUAUCAAUUUUAAUAUUCACCACAAAAAGGGCCUAAGGCUGCGUUCACACUGCAGCGAAAAAGAGAAGCGAACAGAAGCGAACGGAAUAACAUGCUGUGAGCGAAAAAUCGCGAAUCAAACAGUUUUGCAGGGUGAAGUUUGAUGACGCAGUGGCUAAUUUAAAACAAAAAUAAUGACCUCAUCUGAAAGUUGAUUUCUUAAAUAUUCAUUAUUUUCAAAAGGAAGACGAUUUUUGGUUCACGAAACAAAAAGAGGCAAGACCUGAUUUUCAUGAAUAUUUGCUUUUAUCUGGUGAAUAUCAUAAUUUGGUGCCGCAGUUAAGGAAUGACGAGGCUAUUUCAGAUUCAGAACAUAGUCAUCUACGUUUGGUUUGUUAUUGUAAUCGGAAAUAAAUUUAUAUUGGUGGGGGGAUGUCCAUAAUUUUGCUUUCCAUAUAAAGUACAGUUGGCAAUUACUGGGGGCUACCUUCUUCCCCAAAUAUGAAGGCAUGAACUUUCAUACUGGUCUGGAUGAAGACCAGCAUCGCCAGACUAUCCCCAGUUGCUAAUUGGUUGUAUUGCAACGGUAUAAUCAACGUCCAUUGCUGUUAUUCCUUUCCGGGCGCAGCGAUCAAAUACAUGAGAAGUAAUCUUGUCGCUCCGUGUCCCUAUCGCUCUGUCUUGAUGUGAACAGGCGUAUUGUUUUCAGUCAAACUAUUUUAACGCUAAUUCGCCCAUUAGCUUCGCUACGCUAUUUCGCUCUCAGUGUGUACGCAGACUAAUCCUCGUAGCAAAAAUGUUUAGCAAUUUUUCCAAUUACGUAAUGCGAAAAUAUAGGAAACAGGAAUGUUCACCAUUUCUUAAUCUGUAGUUUUAAUAAAUGGUUAAUCUUUUGAGUAAGGUGCGUCUCUCUUGUCUACCGUUUUUGGUAUUUUUGCAACGCUUAGCUCAAAAUAAUUACCUUUUUUAUUAGAGGGGAGUAUUUUUAUAAAUUAAUUAUUUCUCGAAUAUGGUUAUUUUGUUACUGUUUGUUAGUUGUGCUGGGGAGAAACGGGGUUUGCAAUGGAAUAUCAUUUGUGAGA
This is a messenger RNA of Rhopilema esculentum, 9161 nucleotides long. NCBI's taxonomy places the organism in Eukaryota, Metazoa, Cnidaria, Scyphozoa, Rhizostomeae, Rhizostomatidae. The record is from RefSeq and is a predicted model, not a curated record.